Molecule: messenger RNA, 3396 nt
Organism: Strongyloides ratti
Lineage: Eukaryota; Metazoa; Nematoda; Chromadorea; Rhabditida; Strongyloididae
Product: C2 domain and Phospholipase C, phosphatidylinositol-specific, X domain and Phosphoinositide phospholipase C family and Phospholipase C, phosphatidylinositol-specific, Y domain and EF-hand domain pair and Pleckstrin homology-like domain and Phospholipase C, phosphoinositol-specific, EF-hand-like domain and PLC-like phosphodiesterase, TIM beta/alpha-barrel domain-containing protein
Exons: 5
Coding region: 1-3396 (1131 amino acids)
Biological process (GO): lipid metabolic process; intracellular signal transduction
Molecular function (GO): phosphatidylinositol-4,5-bisphosphate phospholipase C activity
Source: RefSeq, a predicted model, not a curated record
AUGUCUCAAUCUGCCAAAACAAGCUUUUAUAAUGUAUCAAGUGUUACAUCUGUAUCAGGAUUUUUAAGUGAUAAAAGUUCAUUAAAUAAUUCAAAUUGUUCUCAAGAUAGUAUACAAUUUAAUAGUAAUAAUUGUGAUAAAACAUUACCUUCAUCUAGCAAUAUUUCAAGUAUGGAAGGUAAUCCAUCUCCCAUUAAUAAAUUAGAUCCUUUUAAUAAUAGACCUCAUUUACGUAGUUCAUUAAGACAUAACACAACCAGAACAUCAAAAUCACCUGGAAGGAAAACUGUCAGUUUUUUUAGUAUUAAUUCUGAUAAAAAAGUUUCAAAUGUCAAUGAUUGUCUACAAAUUAUGCAAAAUGGUACAGAGAUGAUUAAAAUUAGAACACAUGUUAGGCAAUUUAAAAGAUUUUUUUCUUUAGACACUGAUUGUGCUUACAUACGUUGGCAACCAUCAAAUAAGAAACCACAUAAAGCACGUUUAGCUGUUGAAUCAAUAAGAGAAAUACGUGUAGGAAGAAAUACAGAAUAUUUUCGUGGAUUAGAAAAUCAACUUCAAGAUAUACAAGAUGAUUGUAUAUUUUCAAUAAUUCAUGGUGAUAAUUAUGAAUGUUUAGAUUUAAUAGCUUUAUCAGCAGAAGAUGCUAAUAUUUGGGUAACAGGACUUUUAUAUUUAACAUCAGGACCUAGAAUUAAAUGUCUUACAAAUAAUAUAAUAGGACCAAGGUGUACAUUAAGAGAACGAUGGCUUCAAUCAGUAUUUAUUAAAGCAGAUGAAAAUAAUAUUGGUUUUUUGACUGAAAAAGUUACAACAAAAUGUAUAAGAAUGUUAAAUGAUAAAAUUGCUUUAUCAAGAAUAAAACAAAAAUUAAAAGAAGUUAUUGUAUCACAGGAUGAAGAAUUUCGUGGACGUAUAAGUAUGGGAGAAUUUGUUGAUAUAUAUAAAGAUUUAGCAACAAGACCAGAAAUAUAUUUUUUAAUGGUUAGAUAUGCUAAUAAAGAUUAUUUAACAGUUGAAGAUUUACAAUUAUUUUUGGAAACAGAACAAGGUGUUAGUGAAGCUACAAAUGAUAUGUGUGAAAAAAUUAUAACAAAAUAUGAACCUUCUGAUGAGGGAAGAUUAAACUUAUUAAUGACUGUUGAUGGUUUUAAUAAUUUUUUACUUAGUAAAGAAUCAUCUGUUUUUGAUCCAGGACAUUUAAAAAUAUGUGAUGAAAUGGAUCAUCCAUUUAAUCAUUAUUUUAUUGCUGCAUCACAUAAUACUUAUAUGGUUGAAGAUCAACUUAAAGGACCAAGUAGUGUUGAUGGUUAUAUAAGUGCUUUAAAAAGAGGAUGUCGUUUUAUUGAAUUAGAUUUAUGGGAUCCAUUAGAUAUUGAAGAGGAUAAACAACCAAUGAUUCAUAAUGGACCAAUAUCUUCCUGUAGAUUACCAUUAUCAUCUGCAUUACAAGUAAUAAAAGAAUUAGCUUUUGAAGCAUCAAAGUAUCCAUUAUUUAUUAGACUUGAAAUUCAUAUGUCUUUACAAUGGCAACAAGUUGCAUAUAAUAUGAUAACGGAAACAUUAAAAAAUUUAAUAUAUAAACCAACAGAAGAUGUUAGAGAUUGGACAGAUGAUAAAAAUGUGCCUUCACCUCAUAAAUUUCAAAAUAAAAUUCUUUUUAUUGGUAAAAAAUUUUUUAAUACUUCAGAUGUUGGGGAAGUAAGUGAAGAAGAUGAAGCUGAGGAGAUGUAUCAAGUUACCGGUAAUAAUAAAAGAAGUCAUAAAAAGAAAAUAUAUAUUUUAAAAGAAUUUUCUGAUUUAAUACCUGAUUUUUUACAAUCCUGUUUUGUAACAGAUUCAAGUUUACUUUCAAAUAAUGAAUUAGAUAAAAAAAAACAUCUUAUUUCUAUAAAUGAAGGAGAUUGUUUAAGGAUCAUGCAAAAUUAUCCCUCUGAUUUAAUACAAAUAACAAAAGAUUUUAUGGUACGUGUUAUCCCAGAUCCAUUAAGAAUAGAUAGUUCAAAUAUGAAUCCUCAAGAAUUUUGGAAUUUUGCUGUUAGUUUAGUAUCAAUUAAUUAUCAAACACCUGGAUUACAUUAUGAUCUUCAGGAGGGAAGAUUUUCAUCAAAUGGAUGUUGUGGAUAUGUUUUGAAACCAUCUACAAUGAGAGAAGAUUUAUUUGCACCAAAUGAUCGAUUAUCAUAUUGUACACAAAUACUUCAUUUACGUAUAUUAUCUGGUCAACAGUUACCACGACCUCGUGGUUCUAAUGUUAAAUCUGAUUCAGCAGAUCCUUUUGUAGUUGUUGAAGUAUUUGGAAUACCAUUAGAUUGUGCUGAGGAAAGAACAAAAACUGUUAGAAAUGAAAGUGCUAAUCCUAAUUUUGACGAAUCAUUACAAUUUCAAAUUAAUGUUCCAGAAUUGGCAUUAAUUAGGUUUUUAGUAUUGGAUGACGAUUUUAUAGGAGACGAUUUUAUAGGACAAUAUACAAUCCCAUUUGAAUGUCUUCAGAGUGGAUACCGUCAUAUACCAUUAUUAAAUAACGAAGGAGAUCCAAUUGAAAAUUGUUCAUUAUUUGUACAUAUUGCUAUAACUAAUCGUCGUGGUGGUGGAAAAGCUAAAAAACGAGGGAUGUCGGUUAAAAGAAAAACAGCUAAAGUACAAACUGGUAUGAAACUUGUUGGUAUUAAAAAUGUUGAUGAAUUAUUUAAGUCAGCUAUACUUCCCCUUAUUGAGUCUAUUGAAAUGAGAAAUAAAAUGGAGACAGCUUUAAUUGAAUGGCAAGAACAAUGUGGUUUAAGUGCAACUGGUUCAAUAAGACAAGGAUUACGUUUAAUGCAUUCAAGAAUUUGUUCUCUUAAUGUAUCUGGUUCAACAGGUUCACCACAACCAUCAACAAGAUUAUUUUAUAAAGAUACUAAUAAUAUGUUAAAAAAUCAUGGUAAUAAUAUUUCAUUUUAUAUUCAACCUACUGCCAAUGGUUGCCCAUUAAUUAAACGUACAGGAAUUAUUCCGGAUAGUUUGGCAAAAACAUUUGUUUUAAUGGAAUGUCUUUUUGAUAAAUGUUCUGUAAUAUUAAAUAAGACUGAAAGUCUUUUAAAUAAAAUAGAAGAUGCUACAAAAAAAAUAAGUGAAUGUUAUGAAGAAUUACCAGAUUUAUGUGCACAGGCAGGCUUACGAAGCCAAAAAGCUACCAGAGCAACUGAAAAUUUUGCUUGGAAUGUAAGACUUCUUAAAAGUCAACUAGCUUCAAUGCACAAAUCCCAAAUUGAAGCUAGUGAUAUAUUUACUCAAGUUUUUGAUACAGCUAAACUUUUAGGUAUUUUAAGGACAAAUGAAGAUGAAACUAAUGAUAAAGAUGAUAUUAAAAAAAUAAGUACUGAUUUAGAUGAAGGAAUUAACGAUGUACAUUUAUAA